Acanthosepion pharaonis is the source of this 915-nucleotide messenger RNA. The record is from the annotation of a GenBank genome assembly. Lineage: Eukaryota; Metazoa; Mollusca; Cephalopoda; Sepiida; Sepiidae.
AUGCAUAUUUUACUCCAUAUUUUCUUAUCGUGUACCUACGCACUAAGUUCUAUUCAUUCCAUCGAUUUUUUCUUCUUCUUCUUCUUCUUCUUCUUCUUCUUCUUCUUCUUCUUCUUCUUCUUCUUCGUCGUCGUCAUUAUUAUUAUUAUUAGUAGUAGUAGUAACUCCUCAUCUAUCAGUUUUUAUGCAUUAACAACGAGUCCUCAUUCUGCAAUUGUUUCCUUCUAUCUCAUCCCCAAACUAUUCAUUUAUGUUCGUUAUCUUCAUCCCCUUCUGUCAUCUCUCCUUUUUCUCCAAAGUGCCAUACACACAUCUGUCUCACCGUCUAUCUGCAUGCCUAACGAAUCCAUUUUCAUGACUUCCAAUUCAUCCGUCCACCUAUCUUUUUUUUUUUUCAUAACCCUGGCUCUUUAUUCCGACACUUUAUUACGUUCCCAUUGUGAUAAUAAUUGCUGCCUUUUCAAUUUUUUUUUUCUUAUCCCUUUUUUAUUGAACGUUCAUUCUCCUCUCUCCAUUUUUAUUCUGACAUCUUUUAUAUUUUUAUAUUUUCUGUCACUUACUUUUAUUUCCUUUUUAUUUUUGUUUUAUUUCAUUCUCUUUUUUGUUUCUCUUCCUAUUUUCGUUUUAUUCUAUUUUUCAUUCUUUUUCUCUAAAUCUCAUUUUUUUCUUUUACUAUUUUUUCUUUCUUUCGCUGAUUGUUUUCCUUCAUUUGAUUCUCAUUUUUUCUUUCGUUCCGUCUCAUUUUUCUUCGUCUCUUUUUUUCUUCACUCUCUUGUAGAAUAUUUCUUCUUCCGUUUGUGCCUUAUUUAUUUUUCCUUCAUUAUUCAUUCUUUUAGCCUCAUUAUUUCCUUCUUACAUUAUUUCAUUUUUUUUUAUGUAUAUACUCUUUUAUUUUCUUCUUUAUUAUUUUCAUAA